Pelmatolapia mariae (spotted tilapia) is the source of this 3705-nucleotide messenger RNA. It is a transcript of the gene eef1db, whose product is annotated as eukaryotic translation elongation factor 1 delta b (guanine nucleotide exchange protein). Bases 1501 to 3606 code for a protein of 701 amino acids. Gene Ontology annotation, molecular function: translation elongation factor activity; guanyl-nucleotide exchange factor activity. Gene Ontology annotation, cellular component: cytosol; eukaryotic translation elongation factor 1 complex. The transcript has 8 exons. The record is from RefSeq and is a predicted model, not a curated record. Gene Ontology annotation, biological process: translational elongation. Lineage: Eukaryota; Metazoa; Chordata; Actinopteri; Cichliformes; Cichlidae.
UAAUUUAGACUUCUGGAUUGGGCAUAUGUAGAGGCUACGAUUUAUCUUGUCAGAAGUGAAGCUUAUCCAUUGUGAUUGAGAAGCCAGUAAGCAUUCUGUUUCACAGUCUGAAAAUAUGGUGAAAAACUUAGCUCGAGACUCCAUAACAGGACUUCACUAAACCAACAGGUGAUGACAUAGCAACCAAGAGCAUCAUUUAUUGAGGUUUGGCCACUAUGAGCGCUAACAUCUGAGUCACACAAGCCUACAGACCAGUCAGUCCUGGCAACCGCCAGAUGCUAAGGAAAAAUGUGUAUUCCAUAUAGGGCUGCACGAUUUUGCAUAAAAUGAGAAUCACGAUUUUUUUUGCUUAGAAUUGAGAUCACGAUUCUCUCACGAUUUUCUUUUCCAAUAUAAAUAUUUAUUGCACUUAUUAACUGCACAUCAACUUCGUAACAGUUGAAACUGAACAUAAAAACAAUAAAUACACAUAAAAACAAUAAAUGCCUCACAUUUUGUGGUUGCCGCAAAAUGUUGUACUGCUUGAAAUUCCGUCUCCACCGUUGCUCGACACUGCGUGUAUAGAGCAGGUAGUGCAACAAUAGAAAAAUAGUUGCGGGAUGGCACUGUGUAGCGUUUGUCUAGGGUGUUGAUCAUUUUCCUAAAUCCCUCGUUUUGCACAGUGUUGAUAUAUCUUUGGUCAGGUGAUAAGUAAUAGCCUCCGUAAUUUCUUUGUGCCUGCGGGAGUUCAACGUGUAUAGGGAAGCGCUGUAUAAGGUUCCCGUUAUUGAUGUUUGGGUGGUUGACCGGGACGGAUUUUCUCCUGUCACUUUCUCGUCAUCCCUGACGUGUUCUCCGUUGUUUUUCCCUGCCAAUUUGAGCAUCACGGCACAGCUUCUGUAUCACGUGGUAUAAGGCUCCGCCCUUGUCAUUUGUUGAGCAGGAAGAGUGAGCGCUUGUUUUCAUGCAGAUUACGUCCCGGAUCAAAAUGCGGUACAAUCGUCGUCGUCUUUUUUUUUUUUUUUUGAAAUCGUUGUCAUUUGGAAAUGAGAUCGCACAUAAGUAUGAAUCGAGAUCGCGAUUUUCUAACGAUUAAUCGUGCAGCCCUAAUUCCAUAGCCAGUUGGCUAAAACCUUCUCGUAAUUGCUUUGAUCAUUAGCAUUUUGAAAUGAUGGACUUGUCUGCAAAUACUGUCCUGCUCCUUUCUCAGCUGUGGCGAAAGUGUGAAAAGUGCAAUGCUGAAUUCUCAAGGUGACAGACUUUGUCCAGUCACCUAACUUCAGUCUACACCAGCUGCUUGCAUGCUGCAUGUUUUUCUCUGGUACCGAUUUGUAGAAUUUGUUUUGUAGUGUGUUGCCAUAAAUGCAUCUCUGUAACAAAGCAAAAGUUCAAUAAUUCAUCAGCAGCACUGUGUAAAAUAGAUCGACCCCUUUGUGUCUUUAAACCUCCGUGCCUCUCUCUCACUAACCCAAAAGCCUGUGCCUGUUAUUCUCUUUUCUUUGUCUCCGCAACGGCUCAAAGAUGUCUAAGAAGAACACCCAGAGCUCUGUAGAUGAUCAGUCAGAGCAUGGUCAGCCUCCCAGCCAUUGUCAGGUGGAUCAGUCCACAAAGACCAUGUUGGGUUGUAGAAAGAAGGCUGAGCCAGGCCAGAGAAAUGGAGAGACCGCGUCGUCGUCUCCGGAGAGCGGCAGCAUAAACGGAGAAGGAAAGCGUAGUGGCAAAAGCCGUCGCCGCAGAAAACGUUUGUCUAAUCCUGAGAGCCGCCCAGAAGAAAAAGUCGACAAGCACAAGAACGAGGAGAAAAACAAACAAAGCAGCCAGCCGUCUGAUCAGCUCUCUGGGUUGAUUGGUCUGCAGUCUGAGUGCACUAAUGUGUGGUUUGAACGCAGCAUCUACGAGAGAGCAGAGAGCCUCUACCAGUGCUGGCUGGCAAGCUCUUCUAAUGGGACCACCCAGUCGAACCGAUCACCUCCAUCCUCCGGGAAACGAUUAAACUCUUCAUCCACUGCAGCUCCACCUUCGGCUGGCCCAUCAUGCAACCAUGGUGACCAGGUGGCCUGCCACCAUGUUGUACAAACAGUGUGGGUAAACAAGACGACAUUUGACCAAGCAGAACGCCGCUUUGUCGAGGGGUCGAUGCAGCCAUCAGUUCCAAACUCUCUGGACCUUCAAGCUCCAUCCAGUCGCUCCACUGCAUCCAGAACACCUGAUGAAGGAUAUCAGUCUCUAGCCCCAACUCCUGCAACCCCUGUCAUCCAAGCAGCCAUCACACCAACCGUACGGCAGUCAAUUAAUGGACUGCCCCGCAUCCCAGUGGAGCUGCUCAGAGACGUGUGGCUGGACAAACCACUUUAUGACCGUGCUGAGGCAGCCUUUUACCAAAAUCUGUAUGGUAACAAUUCCACCAAACGGUCCAGCUGCACCUCUACUUCCAGAUGUAGUGACCACCCUCAAAGCCUUGUAGAAGAGGAAGAGGAGGAGGAAAACGACGAAGCUGUAGCAGAGGAAACACGUGUGGUCCCACAGGGGAAAGCUGAGGUCUUCCAUGCUCUGCACCCGAUACAAGAGGAAGAGGAGCCGGCUGAGCUCCCGGAGAAGGAAGAAGCAGCAGCUGCAGGAGUUCGCUAUUUCCUCCAUCCGAACAGUGAGCGGGUGUGGCUGGACAAGUGGCGGUAUGAUGCUGCUGAGAGCCAUUUCCAUGGUUGCCGUGGGAAUAAAGCUGUGAAGAAGGAGCGCAGGCCAGAAGCAGAAGCCUCAUCAGUUGCCUCGGCCGCCCCACUGAGGGACAAAAAAAUGAGUGCAGUGGACUUUCUGGCCAAGGAAAAGAUCUGGUUUGACAAACCACGCUAUGACGAAGCAGAGAGGCGCUUCUACGAGCACAUGAAUGGCUCACCACAACCCACAAAGGAUGCUGGCGCCAACACCAUUCUUCAGGACAUUGCCCGGGCCCGGGAGAACAUCCAAAAGUCUCUAGCAGGGAGCACAGGCAGCAGCAUCGGCGGCAGCUCGGCUGAUCACGGAGAACUCGUUUCCCGCAUCAAGAGCCUGGAGCUGGAGAACCAGAGCUUACACAAAGUGGUGGAGAACUUGAGGGCAGCACUUUCCAAACUGGAAUGUCGGGUUGCAGUUUUGGAGAAGUCUCCUGCAGCCGUCAGCCCAGCUUCUGCUCCUGCUCCUUCAGUCCCUUACACAAACGGCACCGCUGUCCAGCAGAAGACCAGCACCCCAGCUAAAGAGGAGGAGGAGGAUGACGAUGAUAUUGAUCUGUUUGGUAGUGAUGAAGAUGAAGAGGCAGACAAACUCAAAGAACAGAGAUUGAAAGAGUAUGCAGAGAAAAAGGCCAAGAAGCCUGCCAUCAUCGCCAAGUCCUCCAUCUUAUUGGAUGUCAAACCUUGGGAUGACGAAACAGACAUGGCAAAACUUGAGGAGUGUGUGCGCUCGGUACAGGCCGACGGUCUGUUAUGGGGGACGUCCAAACUGGUGCCUGUUGGAUACGGCAUCAAAAAGCUCCAGAUUGCGUGUGUGGUGGAGGACGACAAAGUGGGAACAGACAUGUUAGAGGAGGAAAUCACCAAGUUUGAAGAUUAUGUCCAGAGUGUCGAUGUAGCAGCAUUCAACAAGAUCUGACCCCGUCCUCUUCAUGUCUUCAUGUCACGCCUUGAUUCUCUGCUGAUUGUGUCAACGGUUAAAAAUAAUAAUAAUAAUAAAAUAACCUCUUGCACUGAA